UCAUGCUGCUGCCAGGUCCAGAGUGUCUCAUGGGUCCCUGUACGGCCUCCCAUUGCUGCUGUCUCCAUCGCCACACUCUGCCAUGUGCCACUUUCAGGUCUCCUCACACACUGCUGGGUUCCAUUUUUGUCAUAGGGUGCUGGCAGAUUACGGGCCUCCCAUUGCUGCUGCCAGGCCUUAAUCUGCCAUGGGCCCCUGUACCUAACCCGCCUCCUCAUGCUGCUGCCAGGUCCACAGUGUCUCAUGGGUCCCUGUACCGCCUCCCAUUGCUGCUGUCUCCAUCGCCACACUCUGCCAUGUGCCACUUUCAGGUCUCCUCACACUGCUGGUGUGUGUUCCAUUUUUUG
This is a messenger RNA of Staurois parvus, 347 nucleotides long. Lineage: Eukaryota; Metazoa; Chordata; Amphibia; Anura; Ranidae. The record is from the annotation of a GenBank genome assembly.